This is a messenger RNA of Salarias fasciatus (jewelled blenny), 936 nucleotides long. RefSeq names its product olfactory receptor 51E1-like. The coding region runs from base 10 to 936 and encodes 308 amino acids. Gene Ontology annotation, molecular function: olfactory receptor activity; odorant binding; G protein-coupled receptor activity. The transcript has a single exon. Gene Ontology annotation, cellular component: membrane. The record is from RefSeq and is a predicted model, not a curated record. NCBI's taxonomy places the organism in Eukaryota, Metazoa, Chordata, Actinopteri, Blenniiformes, Blenniidae. Gene Ontology annotation, biological process: detection of chemical stimulus involved in sensory perception of smell; G protein-coupled receptor signaling pathway.
GCUGUUGCCAUGGAUGAUACAUUUAAUGUCACUUAUUUAACUGUCGGAGGGUAUGUGCAAAUGAAGAAAUACAGAUAUAUUUACUUUGUAAUUAUGUUGAUGUUGUAUAUUCUAAUAAUCCUCAGUAAUUGUGUUAUUGUGUACCUGAUCUGGACUCACCAAAACCUGCAUGAACCCAUGUAUAUUUUCAUUGCAGCCCUCUCCCUGAACUCACUUCUGUUCAGCACAAACAUCUACCCAAAGCUUCUGAUAGACUCUUUAUCCUACAGACAGAUCAUCUCUUAUCAAGCAUGUCUUGUUCAGUAUUUUCUUUUUUAUUCGUUCUGCGGUGCAGAUUUCCUGCUGUUAGCAGCCAUGGCGUAUGACAGGUAUGUGGCGAUAUGCAAACCGCUGUUAUAUGCAUCUAUCAUGAGGAAAAGAACAGUCACUUUCUUACUGCUCUUCGCUUGGCUGAUGCCGGCCUCCCAGGUCGCAGUUCCGGCUGUUUUAAGUGCAAUGAAAAAACUGUGUCACUUCACUUUGAAAGGAAUCUUUUGCAACAAUUCGGUCUUGAAACUUCAGUGUGUGCGCUCCAGAUUAAUUACAGUGUACGGUCUGAUUGUGUUGCUAAACAUUGCCAUUCUCCCUGUGCUUUUUAUACUUUUCACAUACUCAAAGAUUCUUUUGAUAUCCUACAGAAGCGGCAGAGACGUGAGGAAAAAGGCUGCCGAGACGUGUUUACCUCACCUUUGCAUUUUAAUCAGCUUCUCUGUUUUGUGUGCGUAUGACGUGGUUGUAGCUCGACUGGAAUUCAACUUUCCCAAAACUGUGCGUUUAAUUAUGGCUUUGCAAGUGAUUUUGUAUAAUCCUGUCUUGAACCCGAUCAUAUAUGGUGUGAAAAUGAAAGAAAUUCAUAAACAUCUCAAGAAGUUGCUGAAUCUAGAGAAUAAUGAAUAA